AUGGCUUUGCUCUCUCCGCCUCCCGAAUACAUCGACGAGCGCCUCUCCCUGUAUGCUAAGCUAAAAGCCGAGCACGACGCCCUGAUAGCGGCGCGAGCAGCUAGCGAGAGCAAAGCCAUAAAGGUCACUCUGCCGGACGGGAAAGUGGUGGACGCUGAAUCCUGGAAGAGCAGUCCGUACCAGAUCGCGUGUGGGAUCAGCCAAGGCCUUGCUGACAACACGGUGAUCGCCAAAGUCAACAAUGUGGUGUGGGACCUGGACAGGCCUCUGGAGGAAGACUGCAGCUUACAACUGCUCAAGUUUGACGACGAAGAAGCUCAAGCUGUUUACUGGCAUUCCAGCGCCCACAUUCUGGGUGAAGCCAUGGAGCGAGUGUACGGCGGCUGUCUCUGCUACGGGCCUCCCAUCGAGAGCGGCUUCUACUACGACAUGUUCCUGGAGAAUGAAGGAGUCUCCAGCAACGACUUCCCCGGCUUGGAAACCCUGUGCAAGAAAAUUAUCAAAGAGAAGCAGCCGUUUGAGCGACUGGAGAUCAAGAAGGAGACGCUGCUGGAAAUGUUUAAGUACAACAAGUUCAAGUGCAGGAUCCUCAAUGAGAAGGUCACCACUCCCACCACCACGGUCUACAGAUGUGGUCCUUUGAUUGACUUGUGCCGAGGCCCUCACGUUCGACACACUGGGAAAAUCAAGGCCCUGAAGAUCCACAAGAAUUCGUCCACAUACUGGGAGGGAAAGGCAGACAUGGAAACUCUCCAGAGGAUCUACGGCAUCUCCUUCCCCGACCCCAAAAUGCUGAAAGAGUGGGAGAAGUUCCAGGAGGAGGCCAAGAACAGAGACCACAGGAAACUGGGCCGGGAGCAGGACCUGUUCUUCUUCCACGACCUGAGCCCCGGCAGCUGCUUCUUCCUGCCCAAAGGAGCCUACAUCUACAACACGCUGGUGGGCUUCAUCCGGAGCGAGUACAGAAAGAGGGGCUUCCAGGAGGUGGUGACCCCAAACAUCUACAACAGCAAACUGUGGCAGACGUCCGGCCACUGGCAGCACUACAGCGAGAACAUGUUUUCCUUCGAGGCGGAGAAAGAGACGUUCGCCCUUAAACCCAUGAACUGCCCCGGACACUGCUUGAUGUUUGACCACCGGCCUCGCUCCUGGAGAGAGCUGCCCAUACGCAUGGCGGACUUCGGCGUGCUGCACCGGAACGAGCUCUCGGGGGCGCUCACGGGCCUCACCAGAGUGCGACGCUUCCAGCAGGACGACGCCCACAUCUUCUGCUCCAUGGACCAGAUCGAGGAGGAGAUCAAAGGCUGCCUGGACUUCCUGCGCACGGUCUACAACGUGUUUGGAUUCACCUUCAAACUCAAUCUUUCCACGCGGCCGGAGAAGUUCCUGGGAGAGCCUCAAAUCUGGGACCAGGCCGAGAAGCAACUUGAAAACAGCCUGAACGAGUUUGGAGAGAAGUGGGUGCUGAACCCCGGAGACGGAGCGUUCUACGGGCCAAAGAUUGACAUCCAGAUCAAGGACGCCAUCGGUCGAUACCAUCAGUGUGCCACCAUCCAGCUGGACUUCCAACUGCCCAUCCGCUUCAACCUGUCCUUCGUCAGCCACGAUGGAGAUGACAAGAAGCGGCCGGUCAUCAUCCACAGAGCCAUCCUGGGCUCAGUGGAGAGAAUGAUCGCCAUCCUGACCGAGAACUACGGAGGGAAGUGGCCGCUGUGGCUCUCCCCUCGACAGGUGAUGCUGGUACCAGUGGGACCCACCUGUGAGGAGUACGCCCAGAAGGUGCGGCAGGAGUUCCACGCCGCAGGCUUCAUGAGCGACGUGGACCUGGACCCCGGAUGCACUCUGAACAAGAAGAUCCGGAACGCACAGUUGGCCCAGUACAACUUCAUCCUGGUGGUGGGAGAGAAGGAGAAGACCAGCAACACGGUGAAUGUCCGCACGCGAGACAACAAGGUGCACGGCGAGCGCAGCGUGGCGGACUGCGUGGAGCGGCUGCAGCAGCUCAAAGCCACGCGCAGUCGGAACGCCGAGGAGGAAUUCUGA
Molecule: messenger RNA, 2043 nt
Organism: Knipowitschia caucasica
Lineage: Eukaryota; Metazoa; Chordata; Actinopteri; Gobiiformes; Gobiidae
Source: the annotation of a GenBank genome assembly